CAUUGGGGUCCACCAAUCAACGCCUUGGAUUUGGAACAUGUUGUGUUUUGCCAGGAGGCAUCAUGGGGCGCGAGGCCAAGAAGGCCAAAGCCAAGCAGUCGAGAGCUAAACAAGCAGCUUCGUCCAAAAAGAAGGCAGGGCGCGGGUCUUCUGGCACAGGAAUUGACGUGCACGCCGUGCGAGCGCAGUUGGCCACGCGCGGGUACCAACUGGUGACCAUUGAAUCUGACGGCAACUGCUUGUUUCGAGCACUAAGCGACCAACUGCAUGGCGACCAGAGCCAUUUUGCGGCAGUUCGGCAGCGCAUUGUGGCCCAUAUCAAAACGCAUCAAGAUGAGCUGGAGCCAUUUAUGGAAGACGAGGAGAAGUUCGACCAUUAUUGCAAACGCAUGGCGGACGACGGGGUUUGGGGUGGCAACCUCGAGCUCUUUGUCGCAGCACAAGUGUGGCAACACCAUAUCGUUGUGCACCAGGUGGACGGGAACUGCACUACGAUAGACUGUGGCGACGCCCAAGCCGAGACCUUUCACGUGUGUUAUUACAACGACGAACAUUACGAUAGCAUUCGAAGCAUCGACGACGACUUGACGGGGGCCCCUACUCAGAUUCGCCAUGACACUGCAGGGUCGGGUAAAAUUUGCGUCGAAGACAACGCAUCCAACACAACAUCUGCAAAAGACACUGCGAAUCGCGAUAUCGAGAGAGUCCCACACACUCCAGAACUCCAACUCGUCCAGUUGUGGGCAAAACUCAACUGUGACGAGAACCGAGUGCGCCGAAAACUAGCCAAAAGGAUCGUCAAAACAAACAAGCGAAAAUAAGACCCAAACUCGUAUUAUUACAGGGCUAGGCAAUUUUGUAUUCGAACUACGGUUAUUG
Messenger RNA from Aphanomyces astaci, 879 nucleotides. RefSeq lists its product as hypothetical. Bases 63 to 821 code for a protein of 252 amino acids. Gene Ontology annotation, molecular function: cysteine-type deubiquitinase activity. Gene Ontology annotation, biological process: protein deubiquitination. The transcript has 7 exons. The record is from RefSeq and is a predicted model, not a curated record. Lineage: Eukaryota; Oomycota; Saprolegniomycetes; Saprolegniales; Verrucalvaceae.